Messenger RNA from Sardina pilchardus (European sardine), 1798 nucleotides. It is a transcript of the gene opn4xa, whose product is annotated as opsin 4xa. The transcript has 9 exons. Gene Ontology annotation, biological process: cellular response to light stimulus; phototransduction; G protein-coupled receptor signaling pathway. Gene Ontology annotation, molecular function: G protein-coupled photoreceptor activity. Lineage: Eukaryota; Metazoa; Chordata; Actinopteri; Clupeiformes; Clupeidae. The record is from RefSeq and is a predicted model, not a curated record. Bases 13 to 1620 code for a protein of 535 amino acids. Gene Ontology annotation, cellular component: plasma membrane.
GGUGUGGACACAAUGGACCGAGGCUUCUUCCGGAAGGUGGAUGUCCCGGACCAUGCCCACUACAUUGUGGCGUUCUUCGUGGUGGUGAUCGGUGCCGUGGGGGUGGUGGGCAAUGCGCUGGUCAUCUACGCAUUCUUCAGCAACAAAAAGUUGUGGACACCAGCAAACUAUUUCAUCUUGAGUCUGGCUAUAGCUGACUUCCUUAUGGCCAUCACGCAGUCCCCCAUCUUCUUCAUCAACUCCCUCUACAAGGAGUGGGUGUUUGGUCAGACAGGCUGCAAGAUCUAUGCGUUCUGUGGGGCUUUGUUUGGGAUCGCCUCCAUGAUCAACCUGCUGGCCAUCUCCAUUGACCGCUACAUUGUGAUCACCAAGCCCUUGCAGGCCAUACAGUGGACGUCCAAACGGCGCACUCUUAUCAUCAUCCUCGUGGUGUGGCUUUACUCGCUAGCCUGGAGUCUGGCUCCGCUGCUCGGAUGGAGUUCGUACAUCCCAGAGGGCCUGAUGACCUCCUGCACGUGGGACUACGUCACCUCCACGCCCUCCAACAAGAGCUACACCCUCAUGCUCUGCUGUUUCGUCUUCUUCAUCCCCCUGGGGAUCAUAUUCUACUGCUACCUAUUCAUGUUCCUGGCCAUACGCAGCACUGGCAGAGACGUCGAGAGGCUGGGCAGUCACGGAAGGAAGUCCACCCUGAUUCAGCAGCAGUCCAUAAAGACCGAGUGGAAGCUGGCCAAGAUCGCCUUCCUGGUCAUCAUCGUGUUCGUGCUGUCCUGGUCUCCGUACGCCGCCGUGACGCUCAUCGCCUGGGCCGGGUAUGGCAGUAUCCUCAGCCCAAUUUCAAAGACAGUGCCUGCUGUUAUAGCCAAAGCCUCAGCUAUAUACAAUCCAUUCAUCUACGCCAUUAUCCACUCCAAAUACAGGGACACCCUGGCAGAGAAGGUACCAUGUCUGUACUUCCUGUCCCAGGCCCCGCGGAAGGACUGCAUAUCCGUGUCCAACAGCGAGUGUUCCUUCAGGGAGUCCAUGCUCAGCAGGGCGUCGAAUGGGUCCAAAAAAAAGUUCUACAGGAUCUCCUCCCUGUCCACAGGAGAUACAGUAUGGAGUGAUGUGGAACUGGAUCCCAUGGAUCAUGGAUCACGGGGAAUACGAUCCUGUAUGAAGAGAGAGCGAGACCGAAACCACGUCUAUUUGCCAGGGAAGGUGAAGAGCUCUGCCAAAGAGGAGAAGGGCAAAAUCCCGGAGAGAAGAUCACUGAUCGGCUCCUCCCACGAUCCGUUGCCCAAGUCCGUCAGCGCAGCCGCCGUCCCGCUGCUCGGGGCCAAACACGGCGUGGACGAGGAGGACGAGGAGGAGCGCGAGGAAGAGGCCGCCGAGGACCCCCAAGGAGACGGCCGUGGCUCCGCGGAUCCUCCUCCUAACAACACGGGACUGUCCUUCUACGAGAACGACGAGAGACAGACGCCACGCGUGUCCCCGGUCGUCCAGCGGCGCGGCGUGGACAAGGGUCAUCAGGCGGGGCAGACGAGCACUCGGGUGGGCGAGGACGACCUUCUCGUGGACCUGCAGAGGGCAAACUGCUUGGGCGAUCGGCCGGACCCCGUAGAAAGACCCCUAUGCUAAGUCCUUAGGGGCCGAGCAGAUAGCAGACUCUCUCUUGUGGGAAAACCCUCCGAAGGCCCUUGGGGGCCACAUCACUGGCGUGACUGUUCAAGGCUCCUCCCCUUAGGUGCAGGAAUAUGGACUAUUUCAGGGUGUUUGCUGGACUGUCCUAAAUGGUGUUUGUACAAUGUCUCCCACC